Eremothecium sinecaudum is the source of this 360-nucleotide messenger RNA. It is a transcript of the gene RPS26A, whose product is annotated as 40S ribosomal protein eS26. Gene Ontology annotation, molecular function: mRNA binding; structural constituent of ribosome. The record is from RefSeq and is a predicted model, not a curated record. Lineage: Eukaryota; Fungi; Ascomycota; Saccharomycetes; Saccharomycetales; Saccharomycetaceae. The transcript has a single exon. Gene Ontology annotation, cellular component: ribosome; cytosolic small ribosomal subunit. Gene Ontology annotation, biological process: translation. Bases 1 to 360 code for a protein of 119 amino acids.
AUGCCAAAGAAGAGAGCUUCCAACGGUAGAAACAAGAGGGGUAGAGGUCACGUCAAGCCUGUCAGAUGUGUCAACUGUUCAAAGUCUGUUCCUAAGGACAAGGCCAUCAAGAGAAUGACCAUCAGAAACAUUGUUGAGGCUGCAGCCAUCAGAGAUAUGUCCGAGGCUUCCGUAUACGCUGAGUACGCUUUGCCAAGAACCUAUAUUAAGUUGCACUACUGUGUGUCCUGUGCUAUCCACGCCAGAAUUGUCAGAGUUAGAUCCAGAGAGGACAGAAGAAUCAGAACUCCACCUCAAAGACAUAGAUUUAACAGAGAUACCAAGGUCUCUCCUGCUGACGCUGCCAAGAAGGCUUUGUAA